Molecule: messenger RNA, 4613 nt
Organism: Aphanomyces astaci
Lineage: Eukaryota; Oomycota; Saprolegniomycetes; Saprolegniales; Verrucalvaceae
Exons: 21
Coding region: 32-4486 (1484 amino acids)
Biological process (GO): TORC2 signaling
Cellular component (GO): TORC2 complex
Source: RefSeq, a predicted model, not a curated record
AAAGACGUCGUCGUCAGACUGGAAGAGAGCGAUGGCCGCGUAUCACGUGCUUGAGACGACAUGCCGACUGAUCGACCGCGGAGGACUCGAUCGCCGGACGAAGCUCGAGGCUACGGGACGGAUCACGCAUGAAAUGAAGAAGGACCCGAUGCUCCUCGAGAUGUUCGCCGUCGAGCGCAUUCAAAACUGCGCGCGGGGUCUCAUGUCCGACACGGACACGUCUGUCCGUACGGCGGCAUUGCGUGUGCUUCGUUACUCCAUGAUCAACUGCGCGUCCACGGCACAAGCCAUCAAGCUGGGGGUGCACCUGUUCGUGUCCCGGAGCAUGGAGCGCGACGCAAAGCUCGUGGGUGAACGCAUCCAGGCGCUAAAAGUCGUGCGUCGGCUCAUGGACAUUGACGCGUCGCAGGUCCCGACCAGCGUCGUCCGGUCCGUGGUCGCGAUUGCCAACCACAAAGAAGACAACCUGCGCCGCGUGGCGCUGGAAACACUGCGCGAACUGGCGAUUGCCAAUGUAUCCGUGGUCAUGCAAUGCAACGGCAUCAAGACGUUGGUCGACUGCAUCCUCGACCCCACAUGCCAGGACCUGGCGGACGCGCUGCUCAUGACGAUCAUGUACUUGAUCAACGAGCCCGCGAACCGCAAUUUGAUUCACUCAUUCGUCAAUGUACAAGUCCUGCUGGCGCCACUGACAGACACGGACACCCCUGCCGGCACAGAACGUCGGCAGCGGUGGACUGCCAGCCGCAACGCCAUCGUCAUGAUGAUGCGGUCGUGGACGGGUAUACUCAUCAUGACAGCCAACCCACAAGGCCUUCGAUCGCUCGUGCGCAUGCUCGAACAACCCGUGGGCGACGACGUCAAGAAGGUGGUGCUGGCCACCAUUUGCGACAUAUUUUAUACCCACGCGCCUCUCGACAAGAAUGGCAACGACGUGGAUCGAAGUGGCGACUCGAUCAAAGGCGCAAGUAGUAGCGCCAAGCAGCAUGCGGCGGCGGUCGUGUCGACGCAUGCUCAGACGAAUCUCCUCGAUAACUACAUGGUGAUGGUGCUGCUGUCCCUCGGGCACUGCGGCCUGCUCCAAGCCCUCGUCGCAUUGGGAACGUGCGCGAACCGAACCGCGCUAGCCGAACCAGCGAUUGAACUGCUCAGUGAGAUCCUGCACUUGAGUGCGCGGCUACUGCCAGACCAGCACUGCGCCAUGCUGCUGGCCCUGCCGCAGCUGGUGGCGACGACUGCAUACUCGCAAGUGGACUACCUCGCGGAUCUGCAGACCAAGCCCCCCGAGGACCGCCUGCAGCGCGAACGCGCCAUCCGGUCGUCGGAAAUGCUGGCCGAGCUGGCGCACGCGGUGGGGGCUAGCUCGAGCUCGGGGGGUCUCGUCACCCGCCAGAACCCCCUCGCGGGGGGUGCCGCCAACGGCGUCCACCUCGCGUCCGAGUUGCUUCGGGGUACAAAUCGUCCGCUGCACAACUUUAGCAUGCAAAGUCCACGAGACAGUGCGCGGGAAAUGUUGGUGUACGACCUCAAAGUGCACCUUGACAACCAAAUGGACGACCACACGUUUCGGGACCUUUUGAUGCACAAGAGCCGAGUCUUAUCCGGAAAAGACUGGUUCCGGUGGAACUGGGAUAUUAUUUCCGAGCUGCUCGAAGGACCGCUGACCAACCCCGCGCGGCUCUCGGAGGCAAUGAAAACCAAGUUUUUCAAGCGCGUGUCGGGGUUUUUUCGAUGUGACAACAGCGACAAAGGGUACUUUGCAGGGCUGCCGUGGACGCCCGACUACGUGCCGUACUUGCGUCCGGCGUGUCAAAUGUACACGCUGCUGUUGAAUCAUCCCGAAGGCAUUGCGUUCUUGAAGACCGAUCGACGAGGGCAAUUGCUGAAUGAGAUUUCUACCGCAUUGGAACUCGAAGCCAGACCGGAAGCUGCGAUCGUCGAAUCGCAUUUGGGCGAGUUGCAAGCCAGGAUGUUCAGUCCGGAAUAUUGCUCGCGACGCAUGCUUCGCGAAUACUUUACGCUCUUGGGUCUUAUGAGCUCGUCCCCCGAAGGGCUGAAAAUGAUGCAGCGCAUAUUUGCGCGCUUGACCAAGUUGGGCACGGCCAAGGUCCUCACCGACAAAGGCCAGCCCAUGGACAUGUCCAAGACCCAGCGUGCCGUCAAAGAUAAGAGUCAAGGCCAUGACUUUCUGUGUCGAUUGAUCUUGGCCAACUUGGACUACACAGUCGAAGGCAGUUCUCGUCAACUGCUCACGGAUUGGAUGAACUUUGGCUCCGAGUCCCUCCGGCUGUACGCCACGUGUUUGUUGCGGGCGUUGUUGCGGUCUGAGGUGGAAGGGUUUGAGCGGUGGGGCAUUGAAAGCUUGGUUGCCCAGCUGGACAAAGAGACGAGUGUGGCGCGGGCGGCGCUGAGUGUGCUGGAGGAAGCGGCCGAGUCCCCCGUCUACUUGUCGGCUAUGAUCAAGAAGCGGCCGCUGCAGCUCGUACACCUCCAGGCCGAGUCGCUUUUGCUCAAGUUCUUGUCCCUUCCCGAAGGCCUAGCGUUUCUAAAAGACGUGCCAAACUGGAUCCCGACCAAGUUGGUGCAGUGGCGGCAAAGCAAAGUCGUCAACUACGUCCACGUGGUCGAGUCGCAUCUGCUCCGCGGGGUCUUUCGGGACAAGCAGAGCGUCACGACCAACACGUCCAAGGCGGCUUUGAAGCCCGUGCCAAUUCCAGUCACAGUGCCCAAUCGACGCAGCUCCAACUUUAAGCACGGCCCGCAUCGGGACCAAUGGGGGCUGGAGUGGCUGUUUCGUAUGCCGUGGAACAUCGAAGUCAAGCUCGUGGGGCCCCCCGGGAGCGGCCCCCCCGCGCAUUUAACCAUAGACGCGUACGUAGACGCAAGCGAGACGGGCCACGACGCACACACGCCGUCGGACGGCAACCACCUCAAUACAAUUCGCAUCAAGGGGGUGGUUGUGGAUGCCCGCAACAUCCCAAAGCCCGUGACGGUCAAUAGCCAGCAAACGCUCCAAGCGUGUUUGUUUCUGGGGGCGCAACCCGUGGAUCGGAAGGGGCAUACCAAGCCGGCGCCGACUUUGAACGGCGGAUUUCCUGCCCCAAAUGACAAGGAACCAGGGUCGACCGGGGGGGUAGGGGGACUGGGGGGACUGGGAGGGGGAGGGGGGGGAGGACUGGGAAUGGGAGGAGGGGGGCUGGGAGGAAAUGCUUUAACAUCUACUGGCGGCCCUCCGAUUCGGUCGCGAACGGAGAGUCGAGGUGUGAUCGAUCGGUCGUCCGAGCAGAGUGGGAAUCUGGACAGCUCGAUGGCAUACGAAGCCCCCGACGAGAACAAAGACUGGAGCUCAUGCGGGCCUGAGCAUCGCACCGCGGCCGCGCUCUUCCAAGCCGCCACCCAUGAUAGUUUGACGGAAGCGAGCGUGUGUCCCGCGGGGGAGCGCGCCGUGUGGACGUUUGACAUGGACACGGACAACCACCAGAUCAAGCGCGUGCAGCUGAAAAGCGUCGAGUUUACGAUCCAGCUGCUACCGUCCAAAGCCCCGACCGUCCCCCUCCCCCGCCACUUUUACGGCGAGCUCGCGAAAACCGACGACGGAUGCGCCAUCCUAAGCCAGUCCGGACACGUGGCAGAGCUGGUGGCGUCGCUCAAGGACCCCACCGCUGUCCCGUUGGAGAAGCGGGCGGCGCUGUGGACGCUGGGCCACAUUGGCGGCACCAACCGCGGAAUGGAUCUGUUGACAUCCCAUGCCGACGACCUGGUCGAGUGUAUCGUCCAUAUGGCAACGUCGUGCGACCUGCUAAGUCUCCGGGGCACGAGUCUCUUUGUACUCGGGUUGAUUGCGCGAUCCAGUGCGGGGAAGCGCGCGCUGUCGCAUGCCGGAUGGGCCGUGCCCCGGGAUCCCCUCGCGUCCGUCGCCGUGCCCAACUCGGUGGCUACGUUGUUUGUAUGGCCGACGGCGACGCCGCCGUACCCGAGUGAUCUCGUAGACGUGUCGUUCAAACCGUUUGUGUCUCCCCACUUUGUCAAGUCUGCCAAAACCACGGCCAAAACCAAAGAAAUCCUGCGGCUCGUUGGGGACUUGAGCUCGACCAUCUCCCAGAAAGAGGCCGGCGCAUCGCUCAAUCGUAUGAAGGGGUCGCACCCUGAGCUCUUUGAAGACACGGAGACGGCGCUGGCGGCGCACACCAUCUUGGCGCGGUACCAUUACCGCCUCUCCGCGCGCCAGUUUGUCAUGAACUUGUUCGAGAAGGCCGAUUUGUCGAAUGCGGCGCUCAAUUCGUUCUUGUGGCAAGGAGAAGAUCCCCAGCAAGCCGCACCCCAGGGCGGCCGGCGGCGUCGGUCGUCGGUCAGUGCGCCGUCGCUCAGCUCCACGAUCCAAUCCCUUCUGCAUAGCCACAGCAAGGAGACGGUGCUGGCCACGGCGCGACACAUUCCAGACCACGAAAACACCAUCUUUGUCGGAGCCAGCGAAGCCAUGGUGUAACUUCAAAGGAGUAAACAAGGGCAUUUCAUCAAUCGAUCGACUUGCGAACCAAUCAGAACGUAGCAAUUUCAGAAACAACCAAUGAGAUUGCGUUUAUGUAUUUCGACAACCAUGCGUGCCGCCUUCG